AUGGGGUCACCAUUAUCACCAGUGAUAGCCAACAUUGUUAUGGAAAGAUUGGAACAGGAGAGCAUACACCGAGCAAUCAAGCUCACGGAUGCUGUCAAUCGACCACAGGCAAUAAACACCGUAAAAAGCAUUCUGAAAUGCAACAAUUACCCGAAUUGGUUCAUUCAGAAUGUCUUGAAACAGCGAGUACAUAAACACUACAACGGGUUGCAGGACACAAGAGAGGUAGAACAAACAAAAUAUGUUCCCUCCCCGUACGUCCCAUGCCUAAGUGAAAAAAUACAGAAAAUCCUUAGGCAAAACGGGUUAACGCUGGCUGUGAAACCUAAAAAUAAGAUAAAGAACAGCAUUUUUUCCAAACUCAAAGAUUCCGUACCACCAGGACAGCAGAAAAACGUGGUGUAUUCCGUGCCAUGUGGAACAGGAGAUGGAAAAGUAUACAUUGGACAGACAGGAAGAAAACUGGACACACGAAUAAGCGAACACAAGAAUGACGUAAAACGAAAAGACAACCGUACGGGAUUAACACAACAUACGCUUUUUGACGGACACAACUUUAACUUCGACAAAACUAAAAUAAUUGAACGCAUCGACGACCAGGAAAGCAGGAUGACGGCGGAGACAUUCCAUAUCAAGUUGGCGGGAGAACACAACACAGUCAACUUCCAACGAGAGUGUGGAAUGUUCAACACUGACUACAAUGCGUUAGUGGUUAAGCUACGAGAUCUGACGAAUGAUGAAAGACGACGCAGAGAGAAAGAUAGACGACAAACACCACAGCUGCAACCCCACUUGCCAGUGGUAAGUGAUCGCCCAGCAGAAAACGAGGUGGUAAUCGCUGCGGUGAUCGAUAUGUGA
Molecule: messenger RNA, 858 nt
Organism: Armigeres subalbatus
Lineage: Eukaryota; Metazoa; Arthropoda; Insecta; Diptera; Culicidae
Exons: 2
Coding region: 1-858 (285 amino acids)
Source: RefSeq, a predicted model, not a curated record